CUUCAUUCGCGUCGUUCUGCUUCAUCGCGAAACCAACCGUUGGACCCUCCCUCCAUACAUGUAUUGACUGUUCUCGAGAAUAAUCCCCUCCUCAUUACCUUGAUCCGCCAUCCCCCCACUAUCACCAGCACUACCGCUACUAUGGCUGCCGCCCCUACUCUCCCGCCUGUGGAGAGCACCGAUAGCUUCGCCCCCGACUUCAACAACACCCUUUCUGCAACUUCAAAUGGCGUUACUCACGCCGAAGAUUUUGCUUCAUCACCCACCGAAACUCUAGCCCCUUCCCAUGCUCCUGCUACCGUAACCUCUACAGCCCAGCCCACCGACUAUAAGCCAGAUCCCCAGAUCCAGCAGAAAGUGCAAGAUGUACUCCACUCAGAUAUUGGUGUCAAUACCCUGCUCAACCGCCUCAAGGCCAGUAUUGCUAGCGCAAAGGACUUCGCCAGCUGCCUGAAGCGGCGCGGUCAGACCGAGGAAGAACAUGCGGCCAGCCUCAAGAAACUAAGCCGCAUGACGUUGGACAGCAUCAGUAAACCCGAAGGCCGCCAUGAGAGUUUCAAGACGCAGUUCGAGCAAGUGUUGCACGCCAACGAGCGCAUUGCGGACAAUGGAACCCAAUUCGGCCUGGCUCUACAUGCCAUGCAUGAGAAUCUCCUCCAGCUAGCCACCAAGAUGGAGGGCAGUAGGAAGACAUGGAAGCAACAGGGUCUCUCCGCCGAGCAGAAAGUGCAGGAUGCCGAGAAGUUGGCGGAGAAGGCAAAGGCCAAAUACAAUCAACUGUCCGAAGACCUCGACAAGGUCAAGACUGGUGACUCUGGCGCAGGCAGGAAGUUCGGUCUCAAAGGGCCUAAGUCGGCUGCUCAGCACGAGGAGGAUCUUCAUCGCAAGGUUCAGGCCGCUGACCAGGACUACGCCUCCAAGAUUCAGACCGCGCAAGCUUCCCGUAAAGAACUGAUCACUACUCUACGCCCUCAAGCCGUCGCUGCUCUUGUAGAUCUCAUCAAGGAAAUCGAUGCUGCGCUGACCAUGGAGAUGCAGAAAUUUGCAUCAUUCAACGAGAAGUUGGUUGUCAACAAUGGCCAAGUAGUCAGCCCUCAGGCCCCGAGGGGAAGCACCGCGCAACCCCCACCAAGCAUCAAUCAAAUGAUCUACCAGAUCAACAACGAUAAAGACUUUGACGACUAUGUAUUGAAGUUUGCAGCUAAAGUCCCAGCCGUGCGCACCGAUCUGACUUAUGCCAAACAUCCAACACAAGGCUCAAAUCAAGUAGCAACCCCAUCUCCCGUAGCACCCAGUGCAGCCCGUCAGACAAUUACCCAGGUUCAAAAUCAAGCUCCAUCGGCUUAUAACACGCUGCCGGAACCUGUUGAAACCCCCACUCAUCAUCAAUCCCCUCCCCAAAUCGAGACGGCACAACAAUCGGGUUAUCAACCAUCAUAUUCCCACCAGCAACAUCCACAGCAGCCUCCACAGCAACCCUACCAGUCGCAAUUUGGGAGCUCUGCCUAUUCAUCACUAGCCCAAAACCCUUAUGGUCAAAAUCCUCAUCAAGGAUCAUCUCCGGCGCACAGCUCAUCGCCACAAAGCAGCGGGGUAUUGUACAAGAAUUCGAACCUCUCCUCGAAACCACCUCUUAACCCGGUCUUUGGGGUCAGCCUCGACGAGUUAUUUGCAAGGGAUGGCUCGCCUGUACCCGCCAUAGUGUAUCAAUGUACACAAGCCGUCGACAUGUACGGUUUGGAGGUUGAAGGAAUCUACCGCAUUCCGGGAACUGCGUCACAUAUUCAAGCCAUGAAGAAUCUUUUUGACACUGAUGCGUCCCAAGUGGACUUCCGCAACCCCGAAGCGUUUCAACACGAUGUCAACAGUGUUGCUGGUCUCUUGAAGCAGUGGUUCCGAGAACUACCUGAUCCUCUUCUCACCCGAGCAUUUUACGAGAGGUUUAUCGAAGCCGCACGCAAAGAAGACGCCACUGUGCGGAGGGACAUGACGCAUGCAGCCAUCAACGAACUCCCGGAUCCAAACUAUGCUACUCUCCGGGCUCUUAUGUUACACUUGCAUCAUGUAGUCCAGUCGGCCGAGGUCAACAGGAUGACUUCUGUGAACCUGAGUAUUUGCUGGGCACCGGCUAUAAUGGGCUCGCAGACAAGCAAUGACUUGUCUGCUGCCGGACUCCAAUCUAAAGUUGUCAACACCAUCUUGGAUCACGUCAUGCAGAUUUUCGACGAGGACUAG
This is a messenger RNA of Periconia digitata, 2235 nucleotides long. Lineage: Eukaryota; Fungi; Ascomycota; Dothideomycetes; Pleosporales; Periconiaceae. The record is from the annotation of a GenBank genome assembly.